Lathyrus oleraceus (garden pea) is the source of this 930-nucleotide messenger RNA. Its product is annotated as probable protein phosphatase 2C 43. The record is from RefSeq and is a predicted model, not a curated record. The coding region runs from base 1 to 930 and encodes 309 amino acids. Gene Ontology annotation, molecular function: protein serine/threonine phosphatase activity. NCBI's taxonomy places the organism in Eukaryota, Viridiplantae, Streptophyta, Magnoliopsida, Fabales, Fabaceae. The transcript has a single exon. Gene Ontology annotation, biological process: protein dephosphorylation.
AUGACACUAAGGAUUUUAAGGGAAGUUGUUGAGGAUAUAGAAAAUAGAUUUAUUCUAUUUGCUGAGAGGAGUUUUGAGCAAGAAUAUCAUAAAGAAGACAUUGGCUUAGUUAGUUCCGGUUGUUUGAUUUGCCUCAUUUGGAGAGGGAUUAUCUAUCUUGCCAACGUUGGAAGUUCGCGUGCAGUACUUGGUUCAAUUGAGGCUAAUGGUUUAUCUCAGAAAUUAUGCGUGACUCAAUUGGUUAGACAUCAUAGUUGCGAAAAUCCGGAUAUUAGAAAUAAACUCCAUGCAAUGCAUCCAGGUGAUAACACUCUAUGUCAAUUUACUGAAGUGCAUCUUGUUCUUAAUUAUCAUGCGAACAAAGAUCCAUCCUGGACCGUUAAAGGCUUAAUCGAGACAAGCAGAUGUAUAGGAUAUGCUUACAUGAAGAAGGCAUUGUUUACUAUCGCAAGAUCAUUCGUAAACCCAAUGCGAGAACAGGUGAUAUUUGGAAGGCCUUUGUUGACCUCUGAACCAGAUGUUUGUUCAAAAGUGCUUAAAGACACUGACAGCCUCAUUAUAUUUGGAUCCAGUGGAUUUUGGAAAUUAAUCACAAACAAUUAUGCUGCUGAAAUUGUUAACAGUAGUCCUCGGGAUGAUAUCGCGAAAAUACUAGCAGUAAUUGCUAUAGAGAAGGGGGCUAGGAAAAAGAAAACUAAGUAUAGCGGCAUUGUUGAGAUUCCUAAGGGAGAACACGUUGAUGGUUGUUGGGGUGUGCAACUUCAGAGAUCUAGGCAUGUCUAUCACAAUGAUAUCACUGUGAUAGUUGUCUUUUUCGACAAUAGGCCAAGCAGUGUGAGGCCUGAGAUCAGUUGUUAUACAUGCAGUGAUUUUCCUUAUACAACUUCGGAGUUUACGCAUUUCUAUAAUAAUAAUAAUAUGAAGGUAUGA